Drosophila subpulchrella is the source of this 1793-nucleotide messenger RNA. RefSeq lists its product as uncharacterized. The record is from RefSeq and is a predicted model, not a curated record. The coding region runs from base 147 to 1319 and encodes 390 amino acids. Lineage: Eukaryota; Metazoa; Arthropoda; Insecta; Diptera; Drosophilidae. The transcript is spliced from 2 exons.
CGCCUCCCUACAUCGAUAUCAUAUCACAAAAGAAAAAUAAAUAAAUAAAAAAAAUAGAAUGCUUUGUGCUGGAAAUCAGCGUUGAUUCACUGCGGGAAAUCCAAACAGACGACAGGGAAAACACAGCGGAACCGCAGUGGAGCGCCAUGGAGGAGCGCCAGGACUACGAUCUUGAGGACUAUGACCUGAACUUUGUGCAGCUAAGUCGCCAGCAGGUCUUGCAGCGAUAUUCGGGUGCAGUGCAUCAGUUGCGCCGCCUGGCGGAUCAGCGAUAUGCGGUGCGCUCCCUGAGCUUCGACAACUAUGUGCUGUUUCAGUAUUUCCGGCAGCGCAAUUGGCAGACGGGCGUCACGCCCACCGCCCCCCUGAUGGCUUAUCUUAAACUGGAGGUACUGCAUCAUCUGCUGGACCGGCGUCGCCAGAUCCUCUGCUGGCUCUUCUACCUAACGCUGGUGUCGCUCUGCGUGGCCGCCUACCGUUACGAGACGACCAGCUCCACCAAUGGCCAACAGGAGCGCGUGGUCCAAUCCAUGAUCUAUCCCGGUAUGCGCAUGUGGCGCCGGAUGACCAUGCCGCUGAUCCAACGAUUCCCACAGUUGACCGAGCUCUACGACGAGUCGUGCUUGAUGGGCAAUCCGUUCUAUCAGCUGGAGGAUCUCAGUUGUGGGCCGUGCGCCGAUGUGGAGAGCGUUUGGUUGGAGGGCGAGGAGUGCGGUGGUGGUCUCCCAGCGGAGGACGAUCAGAGCCAGCGGUGCCAUCAGCCAGAGGGCUCGCCCAUAGCUUUUCGCAGCAAUCAGCUGGAGGCCAUUGAUUUGAGCCACUUCUACAACAUCUAUGCCAACAAUCAUCAGAUCUUCCAGCGCGAUGCGUACCGUGUGCUCUCCACCAACCAGGAUGUGCACAAUCUGGAGGAUCUCUUCGGGCAGUUCAACAGCAGCUGGACCCAGCAGGCCCACAAUCUGUGGCGCUGCAAUCGCAUGCUGCCCGCUAGACUUUUGCGUCCCAUUUUUGCCCGGCCAGCUCGUUUGCCCAGCAUGGGCGUGGCCCUGGAACGUUAUGUGGCCAUCGAUACUGCCCAGGCGCCGGCCUACACCUUGCCGGAGACGGAGUGCCCCAAUGUGUACGUCCACCAGGCGGUGGGCACGCGGUUCAUCAUCCUGCGGCCCACCAGUGAGUGCCGGCACCGCUGUCGCACCCUGUCCCUGCGACUUACCCAGUCCUUUGUGCUCAGUUACAAUUGGUUGUACUGGAAACCGAUCUCUGCGCCGGAUCCCAUCUCGGAAUCGCUGUCCAUCAGCCUCAUCGGCUCCUACUGCUAGAGGAUACCGCUUCAGAUCCCGAUACUGAUCUUAAUCCCACUUCCCUCGCUCCUAGCUUUAAGCGCCAUACACAACCACGACUUUUACCAAGCCAAAAUUAAUUUACGAAUUUUGCCGCUCCAUUGGAUAAGCAAGCAAAAGAAAAACAGAAAGGCACGAAGGAAGCUAGAAGCUGACUUCGUUUUUGAAUUCCUAGAUCCUAGACCGUAAGGCCCAAUUCGUCGCCCUGUGUAAUCCUCAAGCCCUAGAUCGUAAGCCUAAGUUUAGUUUAACAGUUAACAAGCUCCUGGCCGCCGCGCUUCAUCCUUGUGUUCGUCGUUCUAACCAUUUUGCAUUUAAAACUUUCGGCUCUAAGUUCUGUUUACACCAACUAGCGUAGUCAACGAAAGCGAUUUUGUAAAUAUCCAUUGCCAGACUUGAGUUUGACUUUGUGUUUUUGCAAGAACUCACGAAAUAAAAGAUACCUAAUAUGUG